This is a messenger RNA of Mytilus californianus (California mussel), 6265 nucleotides long. Its product is annotated as PAX-interacting protein 1-like. The record is from RefSeq and is a predicted model, not a curated record. Lineage: Eukaryota; Metazoa; Mollusca; Bivalvia; Mytilida; Mytilidae. The transcript is spliced from 21 exons. Gene Ontology annotation, cellular component: MLL3/4 complex. The coding region runs from base 83 to 2707 and encodes 874 amino acids.
GUUUAACAGAUUUUUGUAUGUUUUAUUUUGGGCAAGCAAAAACAUUCAGCGGGAAAUGCCUGAAAUAAAUUAAUGAACGAAAAUGACAGAAUUAGAAGGAUCGGAAUCCCGGGAAAAGCCCUUAGACGUUCCUGAGGCUCUAUUUAAGGAUGUGAAAUACUAUGUUGUUGGCGAUAUUGCAAAAGAGGUUUUGGAACUCCUGAAUGCUGGUGGAGCAAAACAAGACACCUAUCUGAGUGAGAUGGUCAGUCAUGUGAUUUCUGAUGACCCAUCACAAGAUGAAUAUUCAGAAGCCAAGGAAUUAUUUGAUCUACCUGUGGUCAGGUCCAGCUGGGUUUACCUGUCCAUAAAAUGCAAGAAACAGCUACCUAUUCCAGUAUUUUCUCCAGCAGACCUUCUAUUCUCCGGAGUUGUAGCAUGCUCAUCUCAGCUUGAUGCAGAAGACAGUUUGCAUAUAUGGGGAAUGAUAACUUACAAUGGAGGGAAAUGUCAGCAGAAACUGGACAGUAAAUGUACACACCUAAUAACUUCAGUUACAGAAGGAGCAAAAUAUGAAGCAGCUUUGAAACAUGCAGAAAAGGUUAACAUAGUUACACCAGACUGGGUAACAGAUAGCCUCCAGAAAGAGGCCAAAGUGGAUGAAUCUGUAUAUCAUCCACGACUUAUUGUAUAUCCUGAACCUGAGCCUCCCACACCCCCAACACCGCCUGCAACCCCUCCCCAGGAGAAAAUUCCUACUCCACCUUUGCCACAGCCUAUGGAUACAAGUGAACCACAGACAAUGCCAAUUCUAGAUAGAUCAAAUGUUGGUUUACCAAGGCCAAACUUCACAGACUUUCCAGAGAAAGUACAGAAAGGUCGUGUUCGUCCUGACAAAUCUCCAAGACGCUCACCAGGCCACCAGGAUUCUGCAGGACGGAACAUGUCAAAACAGGGUGUUGGUGUUGGUAGUAGGAGUGGUCACAUCCCCGUGCCUAGGAUGCCAUCCAUGCCCCCUUACCCUCUCCCACCACAGUUACAACAGUUUCAGCAAGGUGGUGCUCCACACCUAUCUCAACAGGACUUUCUGUCUCACAUGAGGACACUACGUAAUAUCACAAACAAUGAGAUGAGGCAGGCUAGACCGCCUCCACCUACAAACAAGGUCAGUCAGAUGUUAGGUUUGAACAUGCAGGUUCCUCAUCGACAGCCCCCACCAAGGUACACGCCUCCAUCUCCUCAAAAGAUGGGUACCCAACAGCUACAACAGUCACCUUACUGGGGACAUGAACCUUCUGAUAAUGUUCCAGCAGAUAUGUGUCUUCUUGGUUGUGUUUUCUUCAUCACAGAUUAUCAAAAGAUUCUUGGACAGGAACAAAUUGACAACUGGAAAAAGGUGAUAGAACAGCAUGGUGGACAGGUAGACACAUCAUAUUCCAACAGGAUUACACAUAUAUUGGCAGCCAAUCAACACAGUGAUGUAUUCCACCUGGCAUUAAGAGAUCAGAGAAGAGUUGUAACUGCUUACUGGCUGAAUGAUGUAUUAGUAAAGAAAAAGAUGAUGCCUCCAUGGCAAGCUCUUCACUUACCUCUGAUAUACGGGGAAAACAAACCUUGUAGCAAUCAGGUUCUGUGUAUGACUAAUUUUGAAGGAGAGGAGAGAAUCAGAAUUAAACAGAUGAUAAAUGCUAUAGGUGCAAGAUACACAGGUCACAUGACCCAUGGAAAUACAGCGCUUAUCUGCAGAAAACCAGAGGGAGAAAAGUAUGAAAAGGCAAAGGAAUGGAAGUUAGCAGUAGUGAAUGUCCAUUGGUUGACUGACCUGGUACUUGGACACCUGGAUGCCCUUAAGUUACCAGUUCAACCAAAGUACUUACAGCUAUAUCCUGAUCCCUUCCAGAUGGAUAUGUCAUUGGUCCAUCAUCUAAUGGUCGGAUGGAGAUCUCCACUGAAAAUACAGAGAGAAACUUGGAAGAAAUUUUUACCACAGCAGAAGUUUAGAUCAGCACCUGCUCCAGGUCAGGAAAACAAUGUAGAGAACACAGAACCUCCAGCAAAGAAGAAAAAACAGGAGAAUGAAGAAAUAAGUAUUCAGAUAACAAAUGCUAAUGGUCCUAGAGUUUUGUUCACUGGUUUUAUGAAAGGACUGGCCAAGAAGUUGCAGGCAAAUGUUAUUCAGCUAGGUGGCAUGGUCACAGAAAAUCCCAAACAAUGUACACAUGUUGUAGCUCCAGCUAUCUCACGAACAAUGAAAUUUUUCAUAGCUGUCAAUGUAUGUAAAUAUGUGGUCACCAAAGAAUGGUUAGAAGAUAGUAUGGCCAAGAAUAGGUUUGCAGAUCCAAAUAUGUACGCCCUUCGAGACAUUAAAGCUGAGACAGAGAUGCAGUGUAACUUACAGGAUUCAAUCUCCAGAGCUCAAGCAAAACCAUUGUUUCAGGAUGUGACCAUAUAUGCUACACCAAGUUUAGUACCACCCAUAUCAGAUCUAACCAAAAUUGUUGCGACAGCUGGAGGUACAGUUGUCAAACGGCUGCCAUCCAUAUCUUUACUACAGGAAAAAGAUGAUCAGGGAAAUCCAACCCACAUUGUAGUUACCUGUGAAGAUGAUGUUCCUAUGUUGAGGAAUGUUAUUGCAAAGAAAAUUACAAUCCACAAUGCAGAGUUUGUGCUGACUGGUGUAAUGAGACAGACAUUGGACUUUAAAGCUUUUGUGAUAGAUGUGCAUUAAUGUGAAUUACAUGUAUGUUCCUAACAAUCAGACAUUCUAGUCUUCCAAAGCAGCAUGUAUAUAACAUUUUAUAUAUUGUAUCAAAUAUCAGAAAAAAGAAGAAUACUCGUAUAUUUUGAUACAGGGUGGUGAGGAUGUUGAUACCAUUCUACACAGUAGGAAGUUGAGGACUAUUCCAUUACUAAAUGCAAGGGGACAUGAGCAGCACUUUUUUUUACUCCAAAAACCCUCAUAUAAUAUUUUCAUUUUACCUAUGAAUCUUAAAUACAAAAUUCUAAGGGAAAUGCAACCAACCACAAAUAAUUAAUUUGAGUUCCUCCAACUAUAACAAAAUUUUGGCAGGAUAAGAAAGAAAGUUCUUAUUAUAUCUCUUUGUAUUUACUCGAUUGCAGGUCUUAUUUUGACUACUGGUAUGACUAAUUACUUCUCAUGCUCAUUGUUAAUUUACAGGACUGGGCUAUGCAAACAUCAAUUUUUCAAUAAUUUAUAUUUUAGCUUUUAUUAAAUCAUUGACAAAAACAACAGAUUUGAUUAACAACUAAAAUUUAAACAUCGUUCAGUGGUAAUUGACAUUUUUACAUCACAAUUCAAUUUUUUUUAGGGCAAAGUCCAUGAUACUCACAAUACUGUAAUCACUAGCCAGUCAACACUGAGGUUGUGAGUUCGAACCCACUCGUGCGGGUGCACUUGACUCUAAUCUUAAUUGACUAGGAUUGUCAGUUUUCCUAUUGAAGGUCGGUGGUUUUCUCCAGGCACUCGAGCUUCCUCCACCAAUAAAAACUGGCCGCCACGAAAUAGCCCAAAAGCGGUGCUUAAAAGUGGCGUUAAAAACACAAAAGAUAAAAAAAUCAAAUGAUACUCACAAACAUCCUCAAAAACCAAUAAAUGAUCUGUUGUGUUGGUAUUGCCAAAAAUAUCAAACUAUACUACCAUUUCAAAUUUAUUGCAAACCAAAUGAAACAUUUCCUCAGAAUCAUCUCCUCUUGGUCAAGGUAUUUAAACUUUUGUCAGUUCUAUUGUCCCAUUGAAUAAAUACAAUAGCUAUUGUUCUCUGUGUAGUUUAUUCACUGGUACAUUUGGGACCUUUAAAUUUCUUCUAAGAGAAAUCCAUCACUCAUUGAUUAAUUUACCUGAGUAAAAAAAUAUCUUCUAAGUGGAUGAAAAUACAUGUAUCAACUCUCUAAACUGCAUGUGAUGUUGUAUUUAUUCAAUAUCAAUAAUAUAUUUUCAAUAUGUUCAAUGUAAACACUUGAUUCAAACAUAAAAAGUUGAUUUCUAACAAAAGUUUCAACAUUGUUCAUAUUGAAAUUUUUUUGUGUGUGUUUGACAAAUAAAAACUGGAAAAUGACGAUGCUUAAAUUAAGGCCUUCUUAUAUGUAUUUUUUAACUAAACAAAAACAAAAAAAAAAAGCAAAUUUCAAUAAGAACAGAAAUUAACUUGUUAUGAUUAAAUCAGUGUUUUAUCUUUAUGUUUAUAUACAAAGAGGAGAUGACUCUGUGGAAAUGUUUCAAUUGGUUCACAAUAAAAAAAAAGUUGAGUUAUGUCCCUCUAACUGUUUUCUAUUUUUGAAGUAUAGCACAUUUUUAAGAGUACAUUUCUUUUAAGUCUCAAAUUAAGUUUAAUAAAAAAAAAUAUAUUUUGUCAGAAAUUUAGACAGGUCUGAUUUUUUUUUUUUUUUUGGUAUUAAAAUAGUACAUUUUAAUCUAGACCCAUGCUAAUGUAUGAAUAUAUGAAGAUUGUUUGCUAUUUUAUCAUAACAAGGCUUAAUUUUGUUUUUGAAAAUUUUUGAAUUUUAUUCAUACAUUUAUUAUUGCAAAUCUUCAACAGGUGAUAGUUGUAUGAAAUACAUUAUUAUAUAUAUGAAUGUGAUUCUUUUACCUUUUUCAGUGGUAGGAUUUUUUUUUAUUAAGUUUGUUCUCUUAUAUGUUUGCAGUAAUCAAAACAUGGCCUUGAUUUCUGAAUUUACAAAAUGCAAAAAAUUAUUGUUCAUCCAAUCCUCAAAAGAGAGCUUCAUAGUUAAUAUUUCAUUUACCAAAACAAUGUAAAUUUGUUUUAAAAACGUUGGGAUUUGUAUAAAAGGAGUUACUCAUCAUUUAACUUUUUCUUUUUCAUAUUAAAUUUCUUUCUGUGAUGUAAAAUAUGAAGGCUUCAUAGUUGUCUUUCAUUUGAUAUGUAUGAUUUUUAAGUGUACAUGUGUUGAUUUUUAGAUUAUGUUAAAGAUUUUGAUUUUUUCUACUCUUGCAUGAGAAGUAAGUGUAUAUUGAUAUAGUUGUUUUGCAAGAAAGAUCCAUAAAAUUGAUGCAUUUUUGUUGGUUUAUUUCAAGGUUGUAUUAUGUAUUGUAUAUUAUUUUCUUGACAAAUCAAAACCUAUCAUUUAGGCCAUAUCAAAAUUAAUCUAAAUACUUCAUUUCACCUUUCUAUGUGUUAUUUACAACAUGAUAGAUAAAAGGACCAAAAAAUAAAAUCAAUAUUCACAAUGUAAAAAUCAGUUAUUUGAGAUUUUCUUUUAAACUUCAUACCAUAAGUAUAUUUUUGAAGAAUGAUUAUUUACACAUCUGGCAAAUUAUAGUGAUCAGUGUCUUAAUUUUUAAGUUAUUUUCUUCACAUUGCCUCAAUUUUGAAUAUAUACAUUUCAUAAAGUCCUUGAUAGUGAAUUGUGGGCUCAAAAAAAUUAUUUGGCAAACAUGCAAAAUAUUUAUUAUCCAGUGUAAACCUCAUGAUUUAUUUUUCCGGCCAUAAAAUGCAUUUUAUUUAUUCAUUGUUCCCAAUUGGAGAGGAAUCAGCUGCAGUUGUGUUCAUUAGAAAAAAGGGAAAUAAAUAACUCAGCCGUGCAGUAUUUUAUAGGUAGAAUAUCUUCUUUAUUAGCCCUGGUAUCUUCCUAAAACACUCUUAUCAGACUGACAGCUCUGAGGAAUUAAUCUAGGGGUCUUGGGUAUGAAAAACAGCAUGGAAUAAUCUACUUAUCACAAAUAAAAUCCAGUGGAGAUGCUGUUUGGGCAUGCCUUAAAAAAAUAUACAGGAAAGCAUAUUAUGGAUAUCCGACAAAAACAGAUAUGAUUUUAAAUGUUGAAUGAUUAAUAUGACAUGUACGAAGAGUGUUUUACGAUAUCAAAAUUGAAGAUUUAAAAAAAAAAGAUAAUUGAAUUGUGAUGCAAAAUUAGUGUACCCAAAUUAAUUUGAUGAGUCUAUACUCAUUCACACAUUUAAUUUAAUUUGAUGUGUCGUACCUUUUAUUUGUUAUCAUUGGUGCUUCAAAACCAAACAUUUGAAUUCAGCAAAACAAUGUCAAACACAGUAUUGCAUAAUAACUGUCUCAGCUAUUAACUCGUCAUUUGUCCUUAGACCAAAAUAUUUAAUCUCAAAGUUAAUUCAUAUGAGAUAUUUGCUCUGUCCGAGUAUUGGUUAGUGAAUUUUUUAUCACUCUCUUGUAUAUUUUAUAUAUAUGUAUAUGUAUAAUGAAUACAGUUUUAUAAAUUACUUGAAUACAAGAAUAUGUGUUAGUGCUAUUUUGUGUUUACAUGUUCUUUUCAGAGAUAAAGAAAACUAUCCUGUCUUUU